Messenger RNA from Stylophora pistillata, 2817 nucleotides. Its product is annotated as protein KHNYN. Gene Ontology annotation, molecular function: RNA endonuclease activity; metal ion binding; mRNA binding. NCBI's taxonomy places the organism in Eukaryota, Metazoa, Cnidaria, Anthozoa, Scleractinia, Pocilloporidae. The record is from RefSeq and is a predicted model, not a curated record. Gene Ontology annotation, cellular component: cytoplasmic ribonucleoprotein granule; nucleus.
UCGUCUCACUUCAUGCAGUCAGGAUAAUUUUCUUGACCGUUUGACGAAACUUGGUGCCACUCUAAGGAAAAACAGAUACUAGAUAUUUGAGGUUUUCGCUCAUGGCGAUCUUGUGAUACCAUUUGAAGAACUGUAAUCUUCACUGUUAUUAUUUACUGGAAAGUUUCCUUCGAUUGAACAUGGCGGACAACGAUAUUAUCGAAGAAAUUUGUGUUGACCAUGGAAAGCGUUCCCUUGUUGCCAGCGUGUUUCAGCGAAUUAUGCUCCUCUUCAGUGUGGAAGUCCAAUUCAGCUCGCCCGAGGAAAGCGCAGUGAAAAGUGGAUUUCAGUGGCUAGCUUUAAAAGGAGAGAAAGACAAUGUGGUCAAAGCGAAGGAAUACGUCAAGUCGCGUUGUAAUCCUGAGCUGGAAUUAGAAGUGCCGUUCAGCGAGCGCUUCUACGAAGUUCUGUUGAAAUCACUUGAUGAACUUGAAAAAACCACAAGUGCUGUGGUAAAGUUUACUUCAAGAAAAAGCUGCCAUCUUCAAGGCAGUGCAGAGUCCGUUACAAUGGCGCAAUCGGCUAUUGAAGACAAACUGCGUACACCUCCAACGUCGCAUACGUCAAGCGUGCCAGCCAUCGAACCUCAGUUGAGGGAAUUUGCACGAAAACUGGGCUAUUCUAACCAAGUCAUAGACCAGGCUGUCCAAAAGCUAGGACCUGAUGUAACUCAGAACACACUUUUGAACGAACUUCUGAAAACAACUGCAUCGUUACCUUAUCAAAUUUCCGCCUCUGCUCAACCCAAACCUACUCCAGCGAUGGCUCCUUACCCUGUCAGGAGAGACGUAGUGGCCAGAGGAGCGCCAAAUACCUCUGGCCAUGUUUUAAGGCCUGGCUUUGAGAACCCCAGAGCAACAGUGGCUGGUGCUCAACACACCUGGGAAAGAGAUUUGAUCGCAAAAAUGCCUAGACCAAACCCUGAACUUUAUCCAGAUGCAAUUCCGAGAGGAACAAAAAGAGUUCUUGAACGCCCCUCAGAUAUUAUUGCCAGAGGAGCAGGGCCUUCUGUUCCACCUUUAAUGCAGGUCCAACCCUACAAUAGCCCUGGACCAUCUCCAUAUGAGAACCACAAAGAAGCAAGCAGCAGUGCUAGCGACAGACUUGACGAACAAGAACAACUGAUGUACCAACAAAUACUUGGUGCUAAGAAAGUUUCAGCGAAUUCGUCUUCAAACUUAAGACCAGUGGUUAUUGAUGGGAGCAAUGUUGCUAUGAGUCAUGGAAGACAAGAUAUCUUUUCUUGUAAAGGCAUUCAACUGUGUGUUGAGUGGUUUAGAGCAAAGGGACACAAGGAAAUCACGGUUUUUGUGCCAUUGUGGCGGAAGGAAGCCUCGCGCCCCGACAAGCCAAUCACAGAUCAGGAAAUUCUCUACAGUCUUGAACGUGAUGGUAUACUAGUUUUCACUCCAUCUAGGAAGGUGAAUGGCAGAAGAAUUGUUUGUUAUGAUGAUCGCUUUAUCAUCAAACUUGCAGCAGAGACAGAUGGCGUGGUUGUAUCAAAUGAUAACUUUAGGGAUUUGACAAAUGAAAAUCCAAAAUGGAGAGAGACAAUUGAACAAAGAUUACUGAUGUACUCUUUUGUUGGGGACAAGUUUAUGGUUCCCGAUGACCCAUUGGGCAAACAUGGACCCAAUCUUGAAGACUUUCUUCGAAAGGGCUCUGCUACUCACCCUCGAAUUUGCCCUUAUUUGAAGAAGUGUACAUAUGGUCUUAAAUGCAGAUUUUAUCAUCCUGAGAGAGACCAGGAAGCAUUGAAUUUAAAACUUGAGAGAUUGAUUGGCAUAUUUGGGGAAUCUGUGCCAGAAGCUUCCAUGAGAAAGGCCAUUAAUGAUAACCCAAGUGCCAAUGUUACAAUUUUAGCUAAUAUUUUGUGUGAUAUGGGAAACAAAUACUGAACUGUUAUUAUUAUUAUUAUUAAAUUACAUUAGUAGAGUAUGUACAUAGAUAUGUAUAUAUAUUACUGUAAACGCUAAGCUACUAGCUCAUGAAAUUUGGACUUCGUCAUUGUUGUAGCACCUAAUUUUCUUUUGCUAAUCAUUGACUACAAUUUUAAGUCAAACUGAAUUUCAUCCACAUCUACUGUUAAGAAUGUGCCUUUUUGUGAAAGGCAUACUUAAGUUUUGAUUUGGUUUAGGUAGGAGUACUUCUCAUUAUGCUUAGGGAACAGUUAUUGUUAAUUUUACUAGCUGUGUAAAAGGAUUUUCCUUUGCAGUGAUGAGGUUUAAGUGGCAGCGAGUUAAGGCAAAGUUAUUGCUUUUUCUGGAUUGUCAAUAUUAUUGAAAAUGGCCAUGUCUGAUCAACUUUCCCAUCGUGGGAUGAGCAAGACAUAGUGUUGUACACCCCCUAAUGUAUAUAUACCUUUACAAACAUUGUUUGCCAUGUUGUUUCUCUGCAAGAAAGCACAAGAUAGCUUAGCUGAGAGUAACUGCAGAAGAGGUAGAUUUUUACAGUUAUUGAGUAACAACGUGGUUUUCAAUGUUGUAAUGUAGGUGUAACUUGAGGUUACUCUCUAUGAGAGCAAAAAGUGUGAUCGCCAUGCGGUUGAAAAAAAAAAACGUGAGAAAUAAUGAAAUUGUUGUCAAAUUCUACAGUUGUUAAGAGUAUAUUUGAAAAUAGAAAUUUUGCUUACACGUGUAAUGGGUUAAGAAUUUGACAUGAGUUUCCUGGUAUAAAAAAGGCUCACAAAAGAUAAUGUCUGCUUGAAAUGAAACAGUUCAAGAUUGCAGCCCCCUUGAUGUAGGUACUUUUUUUAGUUUAGUCCUACUUACAAAAAAA